Messenger RNA from Sycon ciliatum, 25247 nucleotides. RefSeq lists its product as uncharacterized. The record is from RefSeq and is a predicted model, not a curated record. The transcript has 14 exons. NCBI's taxonomy places the organism in Eukaryota, Metazoa, Porifera, Calcarea, Leucosolenida, Sycettidae. Gene Ontology annotation, biological process: lipid transport; homophilic cell-cell adhesion; cell communication. Gene Ontology annotation, cellular component: plasma membrane. Gene Ontology annotation, molecular function: calcium ion binding; lipid carrier activity; protein binding. Bases 478 to 24651 code for a protein of 8057 amino acids.
UGGAGCUAGCCCCACACCUGGCUCAUCCACUUCACUACGAUCACGUCGUGAUUUCGUGGCGCCACCCCAGGCAGAAAUGCAGUUUCGUGUGCUUGGCGAGAAGUUCUCGGAUGCGGAAAUACUGCCCCAUGAGUCGGCGAUAUUGGCCCGUGCCGGACAUCGACCGUAGAGUGGUGUUGCCUGUUGGGCAGUGUACGAGCAAUGCACGCUUACAUGUACGCAUGCUGUGAACAUGGCCAGGUGUCCUUGGCUUUGAGUUUGGCUUGAACCAAAGUUCAGAGGAGAAGGCAGUGAAUUUAUUUCAUGUCUGCACAACCGAAAGCAGAACUGGACCAGUAUCUUUUGGAUCUCUUUCAACCAUUGCAAAGGAGCGCGUUGCGUUUCGUUCACCGUUGGAUCUACAACGCUGGGCUAACUACUUACAGUCUUGGUGGUUGGAUAAUGAGCACGUAACGACCUUCUCUUGACCCUACUGCCAUGGUGUCCAAGCUAGCGCUUUGCUUGAUGCUCGCCAUUAUCUGGCACGAGUCGUCUACCCUGACAGUGAAAGCAGGCUCCAUUCAAUACAAGACCGAUGAAACGAAACAAGAUGCGGCAGAGGUAACCCAGCGAGAUGAUGAGUCGCGACAGCUUCCAAAGCCGACCGGCAAUAUCGGGUCCGAAGAAGAUGCCGACACAGCUCACAGCCGCCCCGGACUGUCCUUUGAGGAAGGUGCGUGUGUCCUCUACCAGUACGAUAUGAUCUUUGGCGGCCGCAAACCCAAUGAGAGACGUCAACAAACUGCUGGCAUUAGCACCGAUGUGGAAAUGAAGACAGUUCGUCAAGUCUCUACAAAUCCAGACAUGUGGCUAAUAAAGGCGACAAUUUCUCGUCCGCGCCCAUGCAUAGGUGGACAAUGUCAGGGUGUUGACCAUGAGCUGCAGGAAACACUAGCUGGUGAACUCUUCUUUGAACAAGAUACCACUGGCCAUAUCACUCACAUCCUAUUUCCAAAGGAUGAUCAUGUCAACGCUAAUGUUUUCAAGAGAGGUCUACUGGCCAGUAUCCAGCUGAACAUAUCAAACCCUGAAGUUCGGAGCUACAUUUCUGAGGAGACGGGAGAAAGUGGCCGGUACAGGUCAAACUACACCGUCCACUCAAUGGAGGUCAACAGUCAAGGCAAAAUGUCAAUUGACCUAACUAAAACUGUGUCUGGCAAGGACUUCCUGCAGUUUGCUCAUCCAGCACUGGAAGAAGGCACAAGUACAGCUCAGUACGAAUUCGACUUUGCCAUCAAGGAAGGUGUCCUGGAUUCAGUGGCUUUCAAAUACAACAACCAUCCUGGCUCAAAACCAGCUCGCCGAUACGAGAAAAACCCGUCACCGGCGAGUGACUUGGAAGUGUUUGCGAGAGGACAGCUGAAAAAAACUGGCUCAUGCAGCUCAUCAAGAUGGCGACGUUCGAGUGAGACAGACAGCGCCGUCCGUGAUGCUUAUGUGAAGGAAAGCCUAAUGCACACAACGGAUCUCCACCAAUUGCCAUACUUCAGCUACCCUACUGAUGAAGAUGAAACGAAAGAGGCCAAAUCGCCUUCAGAGCAUCUGUCAUACUUUGCAACUUGCCUGACCAAUGCCCAAAAGCCUCAUGAUGAAGGAGACUGUCUGAAGGAAGUCCUAACGGAAGCGUCAGAGAAUGAUGCCGUAGUCUCAGAGGCAACAAGCCGUCUUUGUUCUGGUCACGUUUCGUCUAGACUUGAGCUCCGAGUUCAACUGGCUGCAUCUCUACUCAAUCUGAACGCUCAGCAAUGUUUGGCUCGAGUACUACUGAAUAGCACGCAGCCUCAUGAGCACAUUAGCGACAUCUUGUUGGAAGGUCAUUUCAUAGAUGACGUUCAUCACAGCUUUGCCUCGGCCAUCUUAACAGUGGCAGAGCAACAUUCUGAUCUGGAUGUGCAACUUGCUGCGACACUGGCACUUGGAUCGGUGAGUCACACAAUCAGGGACGAGCAUCCCGCACACAAGGCGGCAGCUCUGAAACACAUCCAGAGCAGACUGCUUAUAUCACCAGUCCACCUGUCCCACGAGGACCAGGAGUCCUAUACGCAUGCUCAUCUGGCAGCGCUUGCCAACAGUCGCGAGUGCAGCACUUUCUACAGCUUGCUACCUUGGCUGCGUGAUGAGCGCAUUGGCGUACGUCAGACCGCUCUACAUGCACUGGCACAUUUCAACUGCACGCGAGCGGAGGAUUUGUACGUGACGGAAAUGCAACACGUGAAUGCGACUAGCGACGACAAGGCCGUCAUUGUGCAUAGCCUGCGCACACGACACCGGAACAUUGGCAUCAAACCAUCCACCUUGCAACACAUACGCGAGCAUGCUCUUGCUGAGAUUGGCUCUGAGAGCCCCAUGGAAUCUGCCCUACGUGCUUUCUUUGAGAAGAAUGAAGAGAUCACAGACGAGGACUUCGAGUUCUGGCAAUCGCUUCAAGCGACUGGAAAGACGGUCAGAGAAACGAGGCAGCGCGUAAAGAGAGCAGUGACAGUACGCCAAUUCCUCAAGCCCCUCGUUGAUGCCCAAAUUGGUAUUAACAAAGAAUGGAGACCCCAAAAGCUGGGAUUCAAGUAUGCGUCUGCUGAGGCCAGCUUGGUGCUCCGUAACCUUCUCAACGUCUACCUCUCCGUGUUUGAUGGCAAAAUUGAUAUCGACAUCUACAACCAAGGUCUAAUUUGGUUGAACGCAUUCGGCACAAAGUACGACCUAGUUGAUGGACUUGUGGAAUUCAGCGCUGCCCUCACCUACAAAAACCUCAUCCCGCCAGACCUGCUGGAUUCAGCCUGGGCCGUGAUAAGCAAUGCUGCCUCAUCCAUCAAGUCAGCGACGCAGGUCGUCAUGCAGCAAAUACACAAGUUCAUUGACCUUCUCGAGAGCUACAUCCAGCCCAUUGCCAAGCUCAUCACCAAUCCUCUCAUAGAAUUUGUGAAGCCGGCCAAGAAAUUUGUGGACAACGUGGACAAUGCUCUUGCCAAAAUCGAGGAAAUGACCGACUUUGAUAAGUUGGCCAAGAAGCUGCUGGAUCAAUUGCCACAGCUCCAGUUUGUAACAAAGACAUUCAAUACUCUUCAGAACGUGUACAACGUAAUCCAGAGUAAAUUCGACAAACUGGAAGGAGUCUGCAACAACAUCACCGGCCCAGUGUCCGGUGCCAUCAACAAAGUUGCGGAUCGCAUCCAAGACACUCUGACUGAAAUCCAGUCCUCUGCUCUGCUCAUCACGGACACUGUCUUAGAUAAGACGGUGAACGCCCUGGACACUGUGGAAAACAUGUCGACAAACAUCAUUCAAUCCAUCGACAUUAUGGGACAAGUAAAGACCGCUUUGCAGCCUGCCCUGGAUUUUGGAGAUACGACAUUCAAAUUUUCCUUGGUUGUAAGCUGGAGCACAACUCUUCCAACGGAGAUCAAUAAUGUCAUAACGGACUUGAAUGUGACCGUUGAACAAUCCAAGGAUGCCAUUCACAACUUCACAACAUACGGCAUAGCUUCAGGCACACCAAUAGCAGUGCGGCAAAAGAUCAAGCAAAAGUUUGCAUCGGCCAUUACCUUCGUUAACAACUCCAUCAACAAAGCUGAUGAUAAGAUUGAGCAGCUGAAGACCAUUGCAGAUAGUGCACUGACUUUCUACAAUAACCUUGAUCAGAAGGGUGGCCCGGCUAUUAACGCGUUGAUUGCAAAAGCCGAUAAGGCUAUAAUCAUUCUGAGUGACAUCAACGCUGCAGCGUCAAGGAAGUUGUCGUCAACUGUGCAGACUGCCAUGGUCAAGUUGCAGCAAGGUGUGAAAAUUGCAGAAGACAAAGGUGCUGCACUUUUGAACAAAGUUGACGAGUUGAUCCUUACCGUUGAGAGCAAGGUCAAUGCCUUCAUUGACGAUGUUGCUAACGCUCUACUGAACUCGUUCAUGGAUGCUGGGAAAAGGGUCAAUCUUGGACAGCUUUUGGACAAAGCCAGCAACCUUCUUCAGGAACAAGUGACAAAGCUGGCAACAUUUGUGAACGACUUGAUCGCCCUGAAGAUCAAGCCCUACAUACAGAAAGCUAUCAAUGCCGUGCAGGGCUUUAUCAAUGACAAGGCAGAAGUCGUCAUCGAGUUCACGUUGAAGAAACUUAAUGACCUCCGCAACUGGGUACUUGAUAAGAGCAACAGCACAUUUGGAAAAGUGCUGCAACUGUCACGUGAUGUGUUGGAUGGUGCAGCUCGCUUCUCAAAACAUCUCAAGUUUCUCGGCCCUACUGGAGAAUCCGUCCAUAAAUUUGUCCAGAUGGCUAACAACAUUGUUGUUGAAGGAACUCGAAUCGACUUCAUCGCUAACCGCCUGUAUGAUGCCUACAACAAGACAACCAAACUGACAGCUCCGCUACAGUCCCUAAUCAAUCAGAAACUUGACUUGGUUUCUGGGCUUGUCUCUCAAAAGGAAAGUGAAAUCAACGGUCUAAUCCAGAAGACACGGAACAGCAUCAACAUUAUGAGCAGGAUACAGUCGUUGGUACAGGAGUUCAAAGCUUACAGUCGCUCUCUAAUUUCGGACGGCGUCUCUGUUAUCAGAUCUCGGAUAAAGAGCUACCACACAAUAUUAGCUGAUGUGGCAGAUCAAGCCAGAUCCAAAAUCAACCUGGCCGGCGAGUUUGUCCAGUUCAAGAUAAAUUCAACCAACAUUUUGCCCCAACUCACUGCUCUCAAGACAAUUGCUACCAAAGUUUCAACCUACCGACAAACACUAGCAAGAAUUGUCAACACAACAGUACCGAUUGUGGAGCGCUACUAUAAAGACUACAAAAGCCUGCGCUCCAGUGUACAGUUUAUGCUGAACGAUCACAUGUCUCAACUGGAUGACUAUGUCAACUUCGUCUGCGUUCCUGGCUCGGUGUGUGUGACGGAUGUAUUGAAGGAUGACUUGGCUGUUGUCGUCAAGGCAAUGAAUACACUACAAUCUCAACUUGGCACCGUGUCAAACUUUGUGAAUAAUGACUUGGGUUUUCUGAAACAAGGCACCCUUUCAUUGACAAAGACAUUCCAGCCGUUUAAACCGCUCCAGCAAAAGGCACUGAAGUAUAUCGCCUAUUUCGCGAGCCUGGAAAAGCUGGCAAAGGACAGUGUGUUGGGUGUGCUGACAAAGACAAUUGGCAAACUUAGAUCAAGCGUUGAAGUUGUGAGAAGCACAAUAACAUCGACAGUUACAACAACUCUCUCUAAGGCAAUUGGUCCCGGUGGUUUUGUGGAGAAGAUGCGGACAUUUGCAAAUGACAUCAGCACAUCAUGCUCCUUCGUCAAUCGACUGUCAUCGGUUAUACCUAAUCCAGCACAACUUAAACCUUGGCUGACAGCGGUUGCCUUUUCUGAGGCAAUCAAGCUGUUCAAGAGCUCCUCAGUGUACAGGGCAUACCAGACAGCAUCUGGCUAUCUUCAACAAGCCAGAGAGGUGGUGAGAGCCGUGAAGGGUGUACUGAGCUUUGACAUUGUCUCCAAGGUCACUGGCUUCCUCCAAGACAUCCUAAAGAUCCCAAGAGAUAUCCUAAAGAAAGUGAAGGCAUUCCUGGACAGCCUGCAAUGGCAGAGCCGCUCAAUUGACCCCUCAACAUUCAAGCCGUGGUCCGACUUGAGCCAAUGCUCAGAUACUGUGUGUAUUCGACAAUUAGCGCGCUCUACAAUAGCUUACCGUGACUACGUGGCACCGCUGAAGUACAUUCAUUUCUUCACACUGUCUCGGCAACAAUUCAUAAUACCCGGCCUGUACGAAGAUUGGAACGCUCAAGGCAUCACCAUGCUGGACAGGGACAAGGACAUUGUGCUGCAGACGCUAUUUGGCACUGACUUGAAUGCCGGAAAAACACCACUGAUUGUAGCAAUGAACAAGAAAACCGGAGCAUUCCUCAAAAUCUACACAAUAACGGAUCCAAUGUCCAAGCUGGAAACAACUCAGUUUGGUAUUGCUGAAGCCGGGAACUAUAUCUACCUCUUCGGUUCGUAUCAUGUCUCCAAAAAGCGUCGCAGUGUUCUGCAUGCCAUUUUGAAAUCAGACUUCCUGUCAACGCUCAGCACCCCGGGUCCAUCUGGUGUUUCGAUCAAGAACACUUACCAUCCAGAUGUGUACGGGUAUGGCGUGUAUUUCGAGAAAUCAAAGGGCCUCCUGUGGCUGAGUGACUACUACGACAUCCGUGGAAAGGAAGAUAUUCCCAAGAGCCACAAAAUCGGCGAAGGCGGCAUAGCCAUCGGCGUGAAGCUCAACAGCGAUGGCUCAAUACAAUCCAGGUCAAUGCGUCCGUCUGCUGCUUUGCUCGUUGGUCCUGGUGUCCAGGACUUGGUCGUUGCAGAACGUCCUUUCGGCCGCUAUGCUGCACUGCUAGUCUGCAUGAAGCAAAUCGGCUUUGCAUGCCGUACCGACUUCAGGAAGAUACCAGUCAGUGGUUCGUCCUAUCCCUACAAAGGAGUGUCGAUGAAAUCCCUCCUCAAAAAGGAUCCUUCUCGCUCUGUGCGUGUGCCUGAUGGUGCAUGUGGACUUGGAUACACUGGUAAGAUUGACGAUAAUCUUGUCAUCACGUUUGACAGCGGUGCGCAAGCUAACCAGGCUAACAUUGCGCUCUCCAUUGCCGAUGUUGAGGACAGCAGCUGGACAUUCACGUUCCCUGUAAUGGAACAGCAAUUGGAUCCGAAGAAAGCGGUCAUAAAGAAUCAGCGCUACCUGAAGGUUUUGAAUAAGUACGUCGUAUCUCCUAAGCCUCUUAUCAAAUUUGGAAGCGAUAAGUAUACCGCCACCAAGAAAAACAAGAAGCGAGAGAAGCGGUCACCUGAUGAUCCUUUCGAUGGUUGCUUCACUACUGGCGGUGUUCUUCUCAAACCAAAGCUGAAGAGACUCCUCACGUACAGAAUCUACUUCGUAGUGUUUGUCAUCCCGAUGGAUUUCACAAUGCUGAUAGAUGCCGGCUGGGGUGUGGAUUACACAGCUGGCUUAUGCCUGGCAGACCGCAGUAUCAAGGGGUCAGUCAUCCCCUAUGCUCAACUGGAUAUUGCCGGCCAGUUGGCGGUCAACGCUUUUAUUGUCCGAUUUGGAAUUGAGCUGCGCGCUACCAUCAUGAAGACCCAGUUCCUACCGACCGUGUCCCUCGGCUUGACAACCUCCGGUGCACUGAAAAUCUGUUUGCUUGUUGACGUUGACGCUACUGCACUGACACUGUCGCUGCGGGCCUUUGUGAGCUUCAGGAUUUGCAUCAAGUGGAAAUGCCUCGGAGGCAGCACCCCGAUCUGCAUACCUUGGUUCGACUGGUGUGACCCUCUCUAUGCUACUGUGGCAUCCUUCAGCGUUGGCCGUUUCAAUGCCAGGGUUCUGACAUUUUGCCUGAAGCCUCCAGAUAAGACCUACCCGAACCCAGGAACAUUGCAGGCCAAGCAAACAUCUAAGGAUAGUAUCUUUUCAUCUUGGGAGGGCUUCAACGACCCGGAGUCUCAAGAACUGAAUUAUGAUAUCAGUGUGGGAACCUUUGCUGGUGGAAAGAACAUUCUGGCCCAGACCGACCAGGCAUCUGCAUCAACAGCCUCUCUCGGAAGUCUCUCUCUGCCUCACAACAAGCAAGUGUUUGUCACGGUCUAUUGUCGCAAUGAAGAGACCCUUAUCACUCCAGUGACAUCCAAGCCAUUCGUAGCCGAUACAACAUCACCAUAUGUGACACUGCGCGAUGGUAACUACACGCACACUGGUGAUGUGGACUAUCAGUGGAGCACGGAUACCCUUCAAGCCGUCAUGACUGUCAGUGAUGAAACACCUAUCGCCAGUACAGACUGGGCAAUAGGCACUAAACCUGGUGCAAGUGACGUGCAGCCAUUCAUAAAUGCUGGCUACACAAACGAAUUGGUGAACACUGAGCUGAAUCUGCAACACAAUCAACGCUACUAUGUCACUGUGGUCUCCACCAAUAAACUUGGUAUGGUGACUACAAUGAGCAGUACCGGAGUGCUCAUCGACACAACCCACCCUGUGGCAGGCAAGGUCAUUGAAGGCUCAUAUGUCUAUGAUCAAAAGAAUGAUAAGGACUACCUGAUCUCGACGGUGAACAUCAAGGUUGCUUGGAGUGGUUUCAGUGAUCCUGAAAGUCCCCUCGUACACUAUGAAUGGACGAUUAUAGACUAUGCCGGUGAUGAGCUGUUUGAUUGGAGGUCCGUUGGCCUGAGUACCAACGCCUAUGCAAAUGGUCUGAAAAUGAAGCAAGGCCAAACGUACCGCACGUUUGUCAGAGUGUGGAACAGGGCUGGUCUCAUCACAAACGUUACAUCAGAUGGAUUCACUAUUGACUACACCUUUGCGGAAUGCACCCCUGUCCUGGAUCUCACUGAUGCAACUGGACUAUCUACAGAUGUUGACUACACGGCAGUCUUGCCGCAAAUCAAGGCGUCUUGGUCCUGCCAGGAUGAGGAAAGUGGUCUGGUCAAAUAUCGUGCAGCCAUCGGAUCUUUCAAGGGUGGUCAAGAUGAGCAUCCGUAUAUGGAUGUAUCUAUUGGCAAGAACAACACUGGAUCUGUGACCUUCUCCUCCUUCUCAGUUGUACCCGGCAAGACCUACUACGUGCUGAUCAGCGCCAGCAACGGAGCUGGUUUGGAACGCACAGAGUGGUCCGAUGGAAUUAUGUUGGACAUUACAGCACCCCAUAUUGCUCAGGGCUAUCUUUACGACAUGUUGCCCACUGGUUUCAAUCGCUUUGAUGAAGACUACCAAACUACAGCGGCAGCUUCAUCCACCCAGUGGAAGUUUGUCUUCCUCGACUCAGAAAGUCCAGUCACCAUGUAUACCAUUGAGCUAAUGGAUAGCGCUGGCACUGUACUUGCUGAUGCAGACUACCCCAAAAGCAUCACCGCUACCACAAUCUCAGAGUUGAAGCUUGACAAUGGUGGAAUAUACAAAGUCAGAAUCAACUGCAGUAAUGAGGCCGGGCUGACAUCAUCAACCGAGACGGACGGGUUUAUGGUCGACAUAACCGCACCUCGUGUUGGCAUUGUUGGUGACGGACAAAAACUGGGUACCGACCUCAACUACUGGCACCAUGCUACAUCAGCAUUUGGCAAUUACAAGCUCUGUAUGGCUACGAAUGCAUCUGACAACUGGCCUCCAGUGGGUGCAGUAAAAACACCUGACCCAUCAACGUGCAGCAAAGACUCAUGGUACGACUGGGAAUCUGGUCUGCAGUACGCCGAGACAGCUGUUCUGUCGAAAAGUGGAACUCUAGUGAUUCCAUGGCAGUACGUUAGUGUGGAUUUUGAUGUGACUGGCAGAACAGGUGACUUGGUAGAUGGUGAAAGCUAUGUGUUUGCACUACGUCUCUACAACAAGGCUGGUCUGAAGAGUGAGGGAAAGAGUGAUGGCUUUACGGUCGACACUACGGAUCCCAUCGUCAAGGAUGUAUUUGUCAGUGACCCGAAUGACACCCUACCUCUAGAUAUGGUGAAGAGUGACUUUCUGGAUCUGACUGUUCACUUCACAACAUCUGAUCCCGAAUCGGGCGUUGUAGAGGACUACUGGUUCAUUGGCACAUACAGUGGUGGCUCAGACUUUAUCCCUCCAACUAAGCCUCCAGCAAGUGGACAGCCCUCUGCUACUGUCGGUCCUCUGUUUGAUGGACAGGCAUACUACCUUACCAUCACAUCUCGCAACGGAGCCAAUCAGAUCACAAGCGUGACGAAGCGAGGAUUCACUGCAGAUAGAACGCCGCCGCAGCAUGGUGUCGUCACGGAUGGCUGGAGCAAAGUGGACAGCGACUUCCAGUCAUUCAACAAGACACUGGGUGGCCAGUGGAAGUGGACUGGUGACAAUGUGGGUUUGGCGAGCAGGGAAGUAGCUGUUGGAUCCACUAAAACCACCGACGACAUCAUUCCCUUUACACCUGUAUCGAUAAGAACAUCGUCGAAAGCUCUCACCGAUGUGACUGGGUUACCAAGUGGAAAACCUCUCUACUUCCUUGUGCGAGAAACAGAUCUGGCUGGAUUUGUGACAGUGUCAGCUUCCAAUGGUAUCACUGUGGACUCAUCUCCACCAGUGUGCAGUGGGUCUAUAAGAGAUGGCCUGCAUGGUGAAGCUGCCUGGGUCACUCAAGACAGCUGGUUUGCAGCAAACUGGGACACUUGCACAGACAGUGAUUCAGGAGUUCAGCAAUACUACCUGGGCCUUACCGAGGAUCCAACAGAGCUGGUAGAUAGUGCAUACAAGUUCAAAGCGGUCGGUAUCACAAAGCAAGCCAUCGUCUAUGGUGCCAGCCUGGUGAACAACAAGAAAUACUACAGUCUUGUGAAAGCUGUCAACAAAGCUGGCCUGUCAACAACGGUAGUAAGCAAUGGCUUCCAAGUGGACAGCACGCCACCUAACUGUACACAUGUGCAUGAUGGUUUGACUGGCAACGUCGACUGGACCACUACAGCAGGCAUACUCAGCGUCAACUUUGACUGCACUGACCCAGAGAGUGGUAUAAUAAAAACGGAAUGGGCAGUCGGAACGUCUCCGGGUGCACAGAAUGUGAAGCCAUUCUUUACUCUAUCUAAUACGGUCAAAUCACAGCAGGAUUUGUCCUUCACGAUGAAGGAAGGUACUAUCUACUUCAGCACUAUUCGUGUAACUAAUGGUCUGGGCUGGAAGGAAUCCUACAGCAGUGAUGGAAUGGGCUUUGAUAGCACCCCGCCAACCGCAAUAUUCAUCAACGAUGGAAGCAGUCGACAGGUGGAUACGAAUUACACGUCAAACAAGACUCAUCUGCAGGCAACUUGGAACAUUAUCGACCUACAGAGUGGCAUUGGCAGUAUUGAUAUUGGUGUUGGAUCUAGCCAGGGCAAGGAUGAUAUUGUCGGAUUUGUGAGUGUGCCAACGUCCAAAACAUCAACUGACAUACCAGGCAGUUUUGUGCAGAACACAAUGUACUAUACAACGGUGAGAGUCACCAACAAGGCCAGGCUGCAGGCAACACUGUCAUCGGAUGGUGUACUGUUGGACCUGACACCACCAGUGUGUACUCAUGUCUACGACGGGUCCGUGUAUGCUACCGACUUGCUGUACCAAGUAACCACUGCUACUCUCGCAGCAAACUGGCAGUGUUCAGAUCCGGAGUCAGGAAUUAGUUCUAUCACGAGAACUACUCCAACAACAGCCAUGUUACCAUUGAAGCUGUCGGAGAAUGUCUCUGUUGUGAGUGGCUACACUUUGGUCUCGGGGACAAAGUACACUGUGAACAUCUCCCUCUCCAACAAAGCUGGUCUCAAGUCAGUGUAUCAGACCAAUGGCGUAAUUGUAGACACAACACCGCCCAAGAUAACCACUGCCAAGUUUGCGUACAGUCAGUCAACAAAUGCCAUUACUGGUACCUGGGUUGCCACUGACGUUGGCAGUGGUGUCCACAACUUCAGCUUGAAAAUCGGUGAUCAGUAUGGCGGUGACAACAUCCUCCCCACUACAACUGUCGGCAGUGUCACGACAAUUUCCACAUUGGACUUUGCUUCAGUUACCAUCCAAGCCAACAAGCAAUACUUCCUAACUUUGGAAGUCCAGGAUAAGGUUGGUCUGAAGAAUGUGCACAGCGCCAGAGUCACGACCGACACCACACCGCCAGUUUUCGGUGGCAAGAUCACGGGCAACAUCUUGUACCCAACAACAAUAACAUCAUCAACGUCUGUUUCCGUGAACGUAUCUGCCAGGUGGUACGGUAUCACAGAUCCCGAAACGGACAUCAACAGCAUUGAAUUGGCAAUGACAACGGACGGUACGUCCACCAGUUCGUACAGCACACUUAGCUACCAGAAAGUCAGCAGAUCGGCAGCUGGUGGUAUUGCUACCAGAGGCCAGGUGACUAGUUUCACCGUCACCAACAAUGCCAAGUAUCGCGUGAUUGUACGUGCCACCAACGGAGCCGGUCUCUCAUCGUACGGAAGCUCUGACGUGGUGACGGCAUCGUUUGGUAUAUUUGUUGCUGGUGUGGUGAAUGACGGGCCGGAUGAUGCCGACUCAGACUACCAAACUGUCACUACAGCAGCAUGGUGCAGCUGGCAAGGUUUCCGCGAUCCAACACACGGAAUCGCACGGUAUGAGUGGGGACUCGGUACAGCGUCUGGUCUUACUGACAUCAUCGCGUACAAAGACGCAGGAUUGAAAUCAUCUGCGGGUUAUGUUCACGGCCUGAAGCUAGUUGACGGCCGAACGUACUACGCCAGUGUUUGCGCAGUGAACAAGAUUGGACAAAAGAAAUGUUCCGAAUCAGAUGGCGUGGUGGUGGAUCUAACUGCUCCUGCCAUCAGCAUGUUGUCGUUUAGCACCGCCAGGAAGUUUGUUAGCUCUCAAGAAGAAGUACGGGUGCAGUGGACGGCGUCUGACGCUCAGAGUUCAAUCUCUCACUCGCUACUAUCUCUUGGCACAUAUCCCCACGGUCACAAUGUGCUGGAUUCCAGCAAUCUUGGCCAAAACUCAGACUUCAUAAUACCACCGAACUUGCUCGACAAACAAGGUCAGCCUAUCUAUGCCACUGUCAAAGUGUUCAACAACGCUGGACUGUUUGCAGUCACAUCAACGUCGCAGUCACUGUCGGUUGAUAACACUCCACCACGAGGUGGAGUGGUCACAGUUGAAUUGAAAUCCGAUAUUUUCAAUCUGAAGUGGACAGGGUUUACAGACCUGGACAGCGGUGUAACCAACUACCGCUGGUGCUUGGGGAGCAGCGCCGGGCAGGGUGAUGUAUGGAACUGGACUGACGCUGCCAUUUCGACAGUCGCCUCCACUGAUAAGGUCAACGUGAAGCAGGGCAGUCUACUGGUGGCCACCGUCGAAGCUUUCGAUGGCGCUGGUUUGAGCACCCAAUCAUACUCCGAUCUGUUUGUCGUUGACAAAACUCCACCGGCCAUGGGAAGGCUUUGGGAUGGUCUUGAGGUGGGCGACAUGGAGUACCAAUCUGAUGGACAGUUCAUUGCUGCAUCAUGGAGUGGAUUCAAGGAUGAUGAGACUGAUGUCACAAAGCUUGAGAUUUGUCUCGGAACGAAGGCAGGCCUGUGUGACGUCGUUCCAAUGAAACACAUCGGAAUCGUCUCGUCGUUUACAUUCAAGAAUGCCAACAUCACGGAAGGAGACAAAUACUUCACAACGCUGAAAGUAACCAACGGUGCUGGACUGUCAACACAAGCGUCAACCAAUGGUAUCAUUAUCGACUCCAGUGCACCUGAGGAGGUUUAUUUGAUUGCAACCGAAGACGGAACAAACCACAUUGAAUACUCCAGGAGCAGCCAAAUCACAGGGAAAUGGCAGUUCAAUGACAUGCAGUCUGGUAUCAGAUCGUAUGAAUGGGCUCUGUGUAACAGCGAGGACAACACGGUGUGUCUACAGAACUUCACUUCGGUUGGCAUGGCAACAAAUUCGACCAAUCCCAAUCUUGCCCUCGUCAGCGGCCAAUGCUAUGUUGUGCUGGUAAGAGCUACUAACAAUGCAGGAUCAACAACAACAGUAAUUUCUAAACCAAUCACAUUUGACUCAACGUCACCAUUGCCUGGACAAGUGAUGGACGGAAGUGGUCUAGCAGAUGCAGAUUAUCAAAGUACAGCAUCUAUAGCAUCUGCCAGCUGGACAAAGUUCAGUGAUGUUGAAAGUGGUAUACUGACGUAUGACUGGUGCGUUGGUAGUGCGCUGGAGAAGUGUGAUGUGCUAGCAUGGACCACAGUUCAGGGCGCAGACUUGAAGGCAAGUGUAUCAGGCCUGGCAUUGGCACAUUCCGGCACAUACUUUGUGGCCGUGAGAGCUACAAACAGAGCAGGUUUGUUCACUAUCUCGCACUCAGACGGCAUCACAAUCGACACGACGGAACCAGCAUGCACCUUGAUCCGAGACGGCAGUGCACGAACUGAUUCCGACUACCAGAGCUCUGUCAAUCACGUCUCUGCUUCAUGGGAUGCCUGCACCGACGCAGAAAGUGGUAUCGUGGACUAUGAAUGGGCCAUCGGUUCCAAAGCCGGGUACAGUGACGUCUUGGCAUUUACCAGUGUUGGUUUGAACACAGAUGCUAAUGUAAUGCUGAGGCCUAUCACCAGUGGAAGCAAGAUAUUCGUGUCCGUGCGUGCAAUCAAUCCUGCUGGAAGAAGUAAAGUGAUAACGUCCAAUGGUCUCACCGUUGAUUCCUCUCCACCGACUAUUGCCAGUGUGGGUGCCGGUCCCAGGAAUGCAGUGUACGGUGCCUACGAGAGCAUACAGUCCACAUUUGCAGCCCACUGGACAACAUCUGAUGCAGAAAGUGGCAUAGGCAAGAGCGAGUGGUCCAUCUGCUCGCUUACGCCCACUGGUGAGCAUUGCAUUCAGAACUUCACCAAUGUCCUGAAGAACACCAAUGCCAGCUCCUUCAAUUCUCAAAUCAAACCCGGUGUCUGCUACUUUGCGAAGGUGAAGGUAACGAAUGGUGCCGGUGCAGUCGCCACUGCUGACUCAGCUUGCACUACUUUUGACUGGACGCCGCCAGAGACUGUCAUAGCAAGCAAGAAAGCCGACCGAACAUCUAUAACGUAUGUCAGCAAGCUGGAAAUUAGCACUGCAUGGGAAGGUUUCCUAGACCAUCAAAGUGGUAUUUUGAAUCAGUCUUGGUGCAUCGGUUCAUCACUGACUACUCUCGAUGAUGUCAUGCCCUGUACACCAGUGGACACUAAGACGACAACUGCAGUCUACAACUCAGCCAAGCUGAAGGAAGGAGCGACAUACUACACGACAGUCCGGGCAGCGAAUGGUGCUGGCUUAACACGCAGCAUCCUGACAAGUGUUGUGGUGAUUGACUUGUCGCCACCACGUACUGGUCUAGUUCUGGAUGGCCUGAGUGAUGUGGACUCUGAUUACAGUAGCAAUACAGUAGCGGUGGCAGUUUCCUGGGCAUUGUUUUCCGAUAACAUCAGUGAUAUAGACCACUAUGAUGUGGCUGUAGGAUCAGCACCAGGAUUGACUGAUGUUCGCGAUUGGACCAACGUUGGUGUUUUGCUGGAAACAACAUUGGCGUGCACACUGAAGACAGGUGACACGGUAUACCCCACCGUGAGAGCCUGGAACAAAGCCAACCGGUCAACGCAGCUGUCCACCGAUGGUGUAAAGAUUGAUGCUUCACCGCCUCGAUCCGGUCUGGUUUGGCUGGAUAGCAGUGUGGGAUACCAAUCCGACUUGACGGGCAUCUCAGCCAGUUGGAGCGGAUUCAUGGAUAGCGACAGUGGAAUAACACACUACAUGCUCAAAGUCUGUUCUCUCUCCUCCAGCAGAUGUCCACUGAACUUCAUCAAUGUUGGCAAGCAUAUGAAUGCCACGAGUUCAGUUCGGUUGCUAGAUGGUGAUACGUAUGUUGUUGUAAUCCGGGCAUACAACGGAGCAGGCCUGUUCACUGAAGUCACAUCUCUUUCAUCUGUAACAGUUGACUCAACGCCACCAGAGGUCAACUUUGUGUAUGAUGGCUCAACUCUCGGAUCCGAUACAAGCUACCAGACCAAUGUAUCUGAGUUGUCAGUGAAUUGGAACAUCCAGGACAGUGAGAGUAUGAUUGAUUCCUUCGAAGUUUGUGCUCAUGAGGAAGAUCAUCGCAACAUCUCAAUCAUUUGCAAGAAGAUAUCAAAUAAGAUGGCAACAUCCGCUACCCUCUCUCUACCUCUUACUGAUUUGAGUCUUUAUGUUGUGAAGGUGACUGCUACCAAUGCUGCAGGAAUGUCUACUGAGGUCUUCACUAAUGGUGUUGAAGUUAUUACACAAGCUCCACCAGCUGGUGAAGUAUAUGAUGGUACUGGAACUGAAGACAUUGACUAUCAAUUUAGCAAGACAGAGUUGUCCGCUAGUUGGAGUGGCUUUGCACACAAUCACACAGACUCCCUGGAGUACACAUGGAGCAUUGGCACUCAGCCGAUGAAGGCCGACAUUCUGCAACCGACAGCUGUUGGGAAGGCAACAAGCGCGGUGAUGACGGGAUUGCAACUGCAGCACAACCAGAUGUACUUUGUAUCCGUGACCGGUACGAACAGGGCAGGAUUGAUGACUACGGUCACGUCUGAUGGUGUACUUGUUGACCGAACGCCCCCACGUGCGGCCCAAGUCUUUGACGGCUUGUCACAAGAUCCUCAACAAGAGCUGGACUAUCAAGUGGAUGCCACUACAGUCAGUGCUAAUUGGCUGCCGUUCAGCGACAGCGAGAGUGGAAUUGACCGUUAUGAGUUUGCUAUUCUAGAACAAAAGCGUUCUACAGACGGCGAUUCAUGGCUACAGGCAGUUUCAGUGCAGAAUUACAGCACUGCUGGAUUGAAUACAAGUAUUGUGGCAUCUUCUAAUUUGCUGCUUCCAGAGAGGAGAUAUAUCAUUGUGAUCCGAGGAUACAACAAUGCGCAGAGGUUUGUGGAGGCCCGUAGUGAUGGCUUCACAGUAGAGGUACCAGCUACCCAGUUUAGCGUUGAAGGUUGGUCAGGUGGUGAAAUCUAUGCGUCGUCGUACGUCAGUGACCCGGUGAAUAUUGCCUCGUCCAUUGUGUUGUCUGGAAAUGUCAGCACUGCUAAUGGAACAGUGGCAGUUGGUGCUGACGCAAUUGCUGAUGGUCGCCACGCUCUCGACCCAAGGACCGUGUAUCACCUAUCCAUUCCAAGCAUUGAAUUGGGCAACUCUACCACCAACAACGACACAACAUUGGCAACAGACUACAUCCUGACCGGUGACUAUGCAGGUCAGAACAUCACCAUGGGUAUUUUCGAGGAUUCGGACUCGCCAUGCUGUGCUUCUACACGCCGUGCUGCUGACACAUUUGCCUUUGGCACACAGAUGUCUGUGGUGGGUGUCGAUGCAGCUCUUUCCACUGUGGCGAUCUCGUCGUCUGGAUAUAUUUCACUGGGAAGUGCCAGCCAAGCUCUUGUGUUCCAUGCCGAUCUUCCUUCGGAGUUGCUGUAUCGCCUGGAGGAAGCUGCUGACAGCGACAACACAACAAGUUGGUCCAGUGCUAGUGAUGGCAACUCACUAGUCUUGAUGUCGGCAAAUCGACUUGAGAACCUAGUGUUCAGUGGAGCAACACCAAGUAAACCAGCAGUGAGCCAAAAGUUGAGUGUAUCUGAUAUUCCAAAUGCUGUACGUCUCCACACGCCACUUGUCAUCACCAACACGUACACUUUCUUUGUUGUGGAGAUGAAUGGCGGAAGCUAUCUACCGUGUCCAUUUGACUCUAGUGGGUUCUCACUGUCGGAGUGCACUCGACCUGUUCAGGACAGGAAUGAUCUGCACAUUGAUGGAACUGACGACUUACUUGCUAUUUCACAAUCACAUCUGGAUAGUGUGACUCUACUAGUAAGGACUAGCAGUGGUCGCUUUGUAAACAACUGCACAAUGCCAUUCAAUGGUCCAGUGCAAUCUGUGAAGCUGAUGAACAUCGGCACAGAGAACUAUCUAGCAGUGGGACUGGGAAGCAAGAGCAGCAGCCCUGCAUCCAGCAGCUCUAGCGGCGAGGUCAGGGUCAUCAAACUCACCAGCCAGUCAGCAACACUUUGUCCAGCACCGACCUCUACACCACAGUGCACACUUAGAGGAAAAAAGCUCAGCACGGAACGAUUUGGCAACUCACUGCAAUGGCAGGCUGAUGCCAGUGGUGACGGUGGAGUACUGGUUGUGACAUCAAAUACCACUCAAAAGGACUAUAUCAACAUGGUUGAUGUCCAGCUGGAUCAACAAAAACAACGUGUAGUGUGUACUGGAAUUGGACGUACAGAGAACACCGCUUCAACAGAUGGCAACAUUGGAACAGACUCGGUCUCAUUCGGUUACGAGCUACUAGCGAGCAUACAAGCAAACAGUACCAUUCAAGUGGCACCAUUCUGCAAUAGAAACAACAGCAGACAAGGCACAUCAGAUCUGCAAAGAUUGCCAUUGCAGUGUAAACCGUGUGAAGGUGGCUCCCUUUCCAGUGGUGGUGUCUUGGACGACUGUCGCUUCUGCGACAAAUCUGCGUCGUGUCUUCGUCCAAAUCAAAAGCGUAUCAACACAGUUGUGCCUAUUGUAACUGGCCCUGGAUUGACCCAGGCUGAAAGGUAUGUGCUUCAGGUGAACUCAACUAGUCCGUCUGGAAGAAAGCUGUCUUCAACAUCAGCUGUGUUUGAGCUGGAUGUAACACCUCCAAUUCCCGGUGAUGUGCUUGAUGGCACUGAUGGAAACGACGCACAGUAUUUGGACGUGAGCACAUUCGAUAUGGGCUGCACAUUCGGUGGAUUUGAUGACGCAGAGAGUGGAAUCAGAGAAUAUUAUUGGUGCGUUGGUACAACGCCUGGAGAGUGUGACUUCAUAGCACUAACGCCGACAGGAAACACGUCGUUUGCGUCGGGUUGUUCAGACUGUAGGAUUGUUGACAAGCAAACAUACUAUAUAACCGUAGUGGCGUACAACUGGGCCAACCUGUCAGCUAACGCAACAUCUAAUGGACUGGUCGUGGAUCUCACUCCACCUGUCAUGACGGUGGUGAACGACGGCUAUUUCCCACCAGAUGAGAUACGCAUGGUGUUCACCGACGCUGUGCCAACCAACUGGAUCGGAGCGGACGAAGACAGUGGCGUGCGCCUGUACAGGAUCUCGGUCGGAACGACGCCAGGUGGAAAUGACAUGGCUUCUGGCGUUGAGGUGGGAGUCACUACUCAAUACAUUGUUCCUAAUGUCAAGCUCUUGGUCAACUCAAAAUACUACGUUACUGUCGAGGCUGAGAACUACGCUGGUCUGACAUCUAACAUGACUUCCAAUGGCUUUGUCGUCGGUGAAAGUCUUACUGAGGUGGAAGUGUCCUUCGACGAUAGCACUUUCAUCUAUUUUGACUCCACCGAUCUGUCUUCAAGUGUCGGUGGUGACCGACUGAACGACAGCAGCGGAGAGUUGCUUGUCAAUCAGACCGACUCCAUAGGUGCUUAUAAAUUCAGCGCAGUUGACUACAAUGGCGGGCUGAAUAUCACCGGACGUCGGUUGGAGAAUCGUGACUUCGCCACGGGAUCACGCCGGAAGCGAGGUGCCGGCCCUUCGUACGUCGACCCCGCCAAAACUGCUCCAAAUGGUUUGAUGAGUGCCGACUACACCUUUGAUUUGAAACUGUUCAGUAGUGAUAGCAGCCUUAUCACUGAGCCAGUCAAGGUCCGUGCCAAUCUCACCGAGGUCUUCUUCAUCUACCGAUCUGCCAAACUGUUGGGUGCCAACAGGAACGUGACUGAUCCAUCGAUCCCCGAUGAUGAGAUUGAUGUCUACAUCAUGAUGUACAACACGACGUCCGAUGAAUGGACACCGACCUGUGAAGACUGUGAUGCCAGCUCCACCGGGACGUUCAUGAAUCGUACAGAGACCAUGGCCACGUCGUACCUUGAUCGUUACCGCAGUCCGCUGCAGCUGGGCACCUUCUUCAACUACUCGGACCAGUACGGAGUGUUCGGUGUGAAGGAACCCUAUGAGUGUGUCAGUGUGGCACAAUCAAACACCACGCUGAUUGAAGUGCUGCGUGAAAAGGGUGCAUAUGGAGUUGUAAACAUCUCAUGGCUGGCGACAAAGACACUGGGCUAUGAACAGCUGGGUAACUAUGCACAAUCAAGCCAUGUUGUUCAGGAGGCAAACUGGCUUCCAGCUAUUGAGGUGCCACUUCAACUGCCUAAUGCUACCGUGGGACAUAUCAAAGUCAGCUUUACAACAACCCAUGAACAUGCAAGGAUCGACAACCCCUAUGCCUCCAUAUUUGUGCUGAAGACUGCACUUCCAGGCGGCGUGAUUGAGUUCAGUCUUGGUCAAAGAGUUGUGGCAGUGAACGAGACCAUUGGGAGACUUCACAUCCCUGUGUCUCGGAGAUGCAGUGACUCCGAAAGUGUCACCGUGCACUUCAAUGUGCGCUACCAGGCAUACCCAGCCACAUCGUCAAGUGCCUCGGCGUACAACACCAGUGACUACAUCGUUGCUACGCCAACAGUUAUUUUUGCUGCCAAUGAAGAGACUAACUACCUUGUCAUUGAUAUCCUCAAUGACAAUACCCCAGAACUGAAUGAAACAUUGACCAUUGACAUAAUAGCAACAGGUAAUUCUACCCUUGGUCCAGAAUCUCAACUGCAAAUUGUCAUUUUGGAAAACGACGAUGCCCAUGGUGUACUACGGCUGGCAUCAGAUGAAGCUGCUGUCAAGGAAUCUGCAAAUCAAUACCUGUCCCUGACACUACUUCGUGACCGAGGCAAGUUUGGAUCAGUGCAAGUGCAGUGGGACGCAAUCGGUGCUACAGCAUUGGGUCUUGACGAUUCCAGUCACCUAUCGUCUGCAAACCUCUCAGCUAUAAUACAGCGGAGUAAGCAAGGAACACUGGCACAAGAACUGGACUUUAUCCCAACAUCAUCUAGUGUAGUAUUGGCCGAGGGACAAGCCAGUGUGGAUCUGAAGGUCUACAUUGUCAAUGACGAUAUACCGGAGUGGAAUGAAACAUUCAGUGUUAUCCUUGCCAAUGUAACUGGUGGUGCAAGAAUUGGAAUGCCAAACACUUCUGACGUCACAAUUAUGCCAAAGAAUGACCACACACCAGCAUUCCACCCAACAUCAGCUUCCGUCUUUCUGCAAGAGGACUACGUGAGACUUGCUGGUGCAGUGAUAGUCUCACUCAAUGCAACAGACCCUGACCUGGGCAGCAAUGGUGAAUAUUCAUUUUACCGUUCGGACACGUCCAGCAACUGCAGCUGGCUGUCUAUUGAUCCAGUAGCCGGUGUGGCGACAAACAAAGUGCCCCUCAUGCCUUGGAACACGUCUGACUUGUGCAUCACACAGCUUGCCGUCCGGGAUCAUGGUGUCCCGUCGCUGUCUUCCAUCUUCUCACUCUCUGUUGCCAUCAACUUCACAUCACGCUGUCGACCGGGCACUGCCAGUACAUCUGGUUUCCUACCCUGCACAGCAUGCCCUCUAGCCACCUACCAGGAAAGAUUCGGUGAAUCCAACUGCACAUUGUGUCCUAACAAGGAAGUGACCAUCAACACCGCAGCCGAUAAGCUGUCCAAAUGCCGUGCUGUGUGUCAGCGAGGAACAAUGUCACAAGACGACACUGGACUUGAUCCAUGCCAGCUGUGCCCAAGAGGAACCUACCAGUCUCAAGCAAGACAAAGCAACUGUACCUGGUGUCCUUCCGGAACUGCAACCAUUGGCAGAGGAAGCAAAUUACCUACAGAUUGCUUAGCUGACCAAGAUGGAGAUGGAAUACCGGAUGUGAUUGACAAUUGCAUACACUACAAGAACACUUUACAAGUGGACAGCGAUGGAGAUGGUAUUGGCGAUCUGUGUGACUGUGACGGUGAAUUUGCGGCCAGACUGUGCGCGAACGAUGGCUUCUGUCUGAGUGGUGACCGCGACUAUUCAUGCCUGUGUAGCAUUGGUUACACUGGUACUCAUUGUGAAGUGGAGAUUGACGAGUGUGAGUCGAAUCCAUGUGCGCUUGGUAGCACAUGUGUUGAUCGACUUGCCAUGUACGAGUGCGUUUGCGAUGACAGUUAUGCCUGGGGAUUCCAGUGCAAUCAAACAAACCCCACCAUACGCCAGGUAUCAGAAGCAGUUCCUGUGGGUGGCUCAAUCGCCAAAAUUCUUCCUGAGAAGCGUGAAAACUUUGAAAUCAACUCGUACGUUUACAGCAUCACAUCUGGAAACGCAGACAGCCUUCCAUUCCAUCUCGACUCUGCUUCAGGAGAUCUAUGGCUGGACAGACACCUUGAUAGAGAGACGUUGGAUGAGUAUUCCUUCACCCUGUCUAUUGCGAGGAUCAAUGAAGCUCCGCCAAGAGUAUCUCUCUCAACAGAAACGAAUGUAAGCAUACUGAUUGAAGACGCCAAUGAUAAUAAGCCUGUGUUCACCACCUUUAACUGGUCAAUAGCAGUCAGCGAGGAUGCGGCAUUCGGUACAACGCUGGGACUGGUCAGCGCGACGGAUGCUGAUCUUGGAAGCAAUGGCUCGGUGUGGUAUAACAUGACCAUGACCGGGUUUGCUUUCCCAGUCUGGGGAAUCGACAACGACACCAUCUUAGCGGUCGAGUACGAGACUGUCAACAAUCUGUCCGACUACGACUCGAUGUGGCUGGAGAGAAUUGUAUCACUGGAUCCCAACAGCGGUGUGUUAACUCUGAUGGACCAACUGGUCUGGAACAAGACUUCACAGAUCAUGUAUGAGCUUCAGGUUUACGACCGGGGAUCUCCUCAGCUCCUUGGAAACUCAUCUACGUUUGUUUUGACAAUUCUGGCGUCCAACGAUUAUUCACCUUUCUUCCAUCCGAAAUCUCACACUGUUACUGUGAAGGAAGAUAUCAAGAUUGAUGAAACUAUCGCUCAGACGCAGGCCUAUGAUGGAGAUUCUGGUCCAUCUGGAGAAGUCCGCUACACGAUUGAGAAUGGCACCUACUCCAAGUACUUCACAGUGGACCCGUUGAGUGGUGAGGUGAUCGUGGCGAAGACUCUGGACAGAGAAACACAUCCUCUGGGAAUGGUGAUCAGGGUGAUUGCCACUGAUCAGGCUCCUGCACCGGCACCGCGGCGCACGGCUGUGUGCGUCAUUACAAUCAUCUUGAAGGAUGUCAAUGACAACCAUCCUACGUUCCACACAUCCAACGUUCAUCUGACUCUCCGAACACCUCAACCUGGAGACGUUAUCUACCAGACCAACGCCACCGAUCCAGAUCUGAAUCAUGCUGCUGACGUCAGCUAUGACCUGUUUGUUGAUGCAUACAGCUUGUUCUCUGUGUCGCCGACCGGGGAGCUUGUCUUGGAGCAAGAGACGACAGAAGCAAGACCCGUGUCUUACUAUCUGUUCAUUGAAGCUGCUGACAAUGGCACUGUUCGACUGUACAGCUUCCAACGUGUUAUUGUGACAUUCCUCGGUCCCGAUGAUCCCGAUGACUUAGGUCCCGUACCAGUCAGGAUAUCAGCCGACGUUGAUGAGAACACUGCGCCAGGUUUUAACGUGCUGAACACAACGGACGUACAGGAGCCUGGCGGCUUGCCAUCUCACGUCAUGGCCAACUUCACAAUCGUCGGCCAGAGCAGUGGAAAUCACUUUGCACUGUCCGGUUUGACCAACGAACUCAUGGUAACAACUCCCGACGUGAUAGACCGAGAAGAAAACCCUUACCUGCUCGUGACGCUUCGAAUGACAAAUCCUCAACUCAAUAAUAUCUCGACACUCUUCACCAUCAACGUGACCGUGAUCGAUGAGAAUGACAACCGACCAGUGUUCACCGAAGAAGCAUACUAUGCGGCUGCAUUGGUACAGCCAGAAACACAGCACGUACCAGGUGUCAUCCUGACUGUCACCGCCAUUGAUGCUGAUGCUGGAUCCAACGCGCUGGUCACGUACAACGUGGGCGAUGCAGGGAUAUUUCAGGUCGCUCCUGAGUCCGGAAAGAUCACCACAGACGAUGUCCUUGAGACAUAUGUGCAUCUUGCAUUCAGUGUGCGGGCACGCGAUCAUGGAACACCAUCAUUGUCAUCAACCGUCAUUGCCAAUGUGUUCACAUACCCGAAAUCUGUUGCCACCUUCAUCACGAUUCCCUGCAAUUACACAGUGGAUAGUGACACGUCGAAAAUGCUGGAAGCCAAGCUAAAAUCCCUAAGCCUGGGAGGUAGAAGCGUCUUCAUUACCAAUGUGACUGCAACAGCCAACAAGACACUGCUAGAAGUGGUUGUAACACGCCAUGCCCACUCAGCAACUGGUGGAAAACCUCCCAUCAUUGACUACGAGAUAAAACCAAUUGACCUAGCGGAUGCUGGAGAGUUGAUGUGCGGCAAGGCAGUGGAGUCUCGUAGCAACGUUGUGCUAGAAAGCUGGCACAUUGCUAUUAUUGUCAUUCUUUGCGUGGCCUCUGUUCUACUCAUUGCGUUCUUGGUCUGGAGACGCAAGACAGCCUCAACUAGGAAGAAGAAGAGAGCGACAAAUCCGUCUAGUGUUUCCGAGGAAGAGGUCAAGAUGAAGCCAUUAAAGUCUCCCGGGAGAAAGGAGAAAAGCAUGCGUCGCGAAGCCAAACGCAUCAUGAAAGACAAGAAGGCCAUGGAGCAUCCUGACCUGGCGGAUGACUUCUACAUUCGCUCGGGAUCGAUUGUCAACAAUCCCCUCUACCAGCCUGACCGUGACACGUUUCAGAUGUCCAGCUUUGAGGAAAGGCGUGGAACAGCCUACAGUUGGACUCCGGAUAAUGAUUUUGGCACUGAAGAUGAGGACAUGUUCGCACCGGCUGAGGGCACGGGUGUCACCAAUGCUGCCUUCAGGGAUGCCAGUGAUGACGACUCAAUGGGUGACAACUACAUGGAGAGGGACGAAACCAUACAGACACCAUACGUCGGAGUUGACAACCCGAUGUUCAGCAUCGACUCCGACGCAGGACAUCUGGAAAUGGAUGAUCCCGUAUUGACACCGAACGGCGAGGGAGUGGACAAUCCUAUGUUUAGCAUGGGUUCGAACAUGGGUACUGGUCACCUGGAGAUGGAUGGAACCAUGCUAACUCCAAGCUACGGAGGCGACAGCCCACUCCGUCCGUUUAGCCCUGAAACAUCUUCCCAGACAGCGCUCAUCAGCGUAGUAGAGGAAGACGACCCUGUCCAGUACACGUACAAAGGUACAACCAGCAUCUCAACCCCGCAAACACUCAUGAGGAUGAAGAUACCGUAAAUGUCCAAGGCAGGUUCUCAGGUUUGGCUAGACCAACACGGACAGAAGCAAAUAUCACGUAUCUGAUGUAAUACUGCAACUCUUCUCUACUACCGAACAAUAAUUCUCAAUCAAAAUACCUCAUCAUGUAGCUCAGAGUAGUAAUUUGUGUAUUGCUUGUCAAGCUAAAUCAGCCAUACAUCACCAGAAAGAACAAUUGUUUUUGUUCCUCAUUGCCGGCUUUGUACAAGUACAAAAUAUGCCUCUGUCUUCAACACUGAGAUAACUUGCCACACACAGCACAUCGCAGUCUUGUUGGUGCGUCUGAUUCUAGUCAAGACACAGUGCACACCAUUUUGAAGUGCUCAAGCUGUUUCUUCAUUUUCAUAAUUCAAAGUAUUUUUCAAAAGAUCUAUCAGCAAUGGCUGAAUGGACGCUAAUAUUCAAUCACUCAGUCUACUUUGUAAUCACUGUUUAAAAUUGAACAACGGACCAUCCAUCGUCUACCCCCUCCCCUUCUUCUAUCCUCUUCAAGUUCACACCAAUACGUUAAAAAUAUCUAUUGGUCCACAACAGAAAUGAUUGAUUUUCAAUGCCAAUGACAAUCCGGCAUGGUA